AUGAUUAACGCUACACAUGUUUCAUAUUUCACACUUGCUGCCUACUUUGAAGCCGGGAUUUUUAAAUACGUCUUCUUUCUAAUUGUUAUGUUGUUAUACAUGUUGAUUCUUUGCUCCAACCUCCUGCUGAUUGUGGUUAUCUGUGUGAACAGAAGCUUACAUGAACCUAUGUACAUGUUUCUGUGCAGCCUGUUUGUAAAUGAACUGUAUGGUAGUACAGGGUUGUUUCCAUUGCUGCUGCUUCAGAUCCUCUCUGACAUUCACACUGUUUCUGCUUCAGCUUGUCUCCUGCAGAUUUUCUGUGUGUACACGUAUGCCAAUGUACAGUUUUUUAAUUUAGCUGUCAUGUCCUACGACAGGUGCCUCGCUAUCUGUUUCCCUCUUCAGUAUAACACACGGAUGACUUCUGACAAAAUAGCCAUUCUCAUUGCUGUGAUAUGGUUACCCCCUUUUCUUGUGGUCCUUGUGGCGAUAAUGUUGAGUGCCUCUUUACAGCUGUGUGGGAACAUCAUUAACAAAGUGUACUGUGACAACUACUCUAUUGUGAAACUGGCCUGCUCUGACACAACAGUCAAUAACAUCUUUGGACUGAUUUACGUGUAUAUCUCAAAACUUGCUCUUGUAACUUUAAUCUGUUACAUGUACAUGAAGAUCCUCUACGUCUGUUUCUCUGGCUCUAAACAGACGAGACAGAAAGCUCUCAGCACCUGCACACCUCACCUCGCCUCUCUGCUCAACUUCUCCUUCGGGGCUUUCUUUGAAAUAAUGCAAAACAGGUUUGAUAUGAGCAGUGUGCCAAAUAUUCUGCGCAUCUUUUUGUCAUUAUACUGGCUCACAUGUCAGCCGCUCUUUAACCCUGUGAUGUACGGACUGAAUCUGACCAAAAUUCGCAUCAUAUGUAAAAGUCUUGUUUUUGGUAAAAGCUAA
Messenger RNA from Epinephelus fuscoguttatus (brown-marbled grouper), 927 nucleotides. Its product is annotated as olfactory receptor 142-like. Gene Ontology annotation, molecular function: olfactory receptor activity; G protein-coupled receptor activity. Gene Ontology annotation, biological process: G protein-coupled receptor signaling pathway. The transcript has a single exon. Gene Ontology annotation, cellular component: membrane. The record is from RefSeq and is a predicted model, not a curated record. Lineage: Eukaryota; Metazoa; Chordata; Actinopteri; Perciformes; Serranidae. The coding region runs from base 1 to 927 and encodes 308 amino acids.